Pochonia chlamydosporia 170 is the source of this 1560-nucleotide messenger RNA. RefSeq names its product MFS transporter. Gene Ontology annotation, biological process: transmembrane transport. Gene Ontology annotation, molecular function: transmembrane transporter activity. Gene Ontology annotation, cellular component: membrane. The transcript has 11 exons. The record is from RefSeq and is a predicted model, not a curated record. Bases 1 to 1560 code for a protein of 519 amino acids. NCBI's taxonomy places the organism in Eukaryota, Fungi, Ascomycota, Sordariomycetes, Hypocreales, Clavicipitaceae.
AUGGCUUCCCAGCAUCAGGAUCAACCCCAUGAGGUUGAGGAAGCUUAUGAACAAGACAUGCAGAAGCCAAACACAAUGUCUGAUCAUGUUGAGAGUAUCUCCAAGGACAAUGGAGAGGCAAAGAUGAAGGUCUAUGGCCAGGUUGAUCAUAUUUCGUACUCUGAGAAGGAGAGCACAAGGGUCAGGCGGAAGAUUGACUUUAUUCUUCUGCCACUGAUGUGUGGGUGUUACAUAUUUUCGUUUCUGGACAAGACGAUCCUCAAUUACAGUUCCAUCUUUGGAAUCCAAGAAGCGCUCCAUUUGAAAGGAACCAACUACAGUUGGCUAGGAAGUAUCUUCUACAUUGGCUACAUGGUCGGCUCCUUAACGUGGUCAAGACUGGUGCAAAAAUACCCCCAAUACGCAGGAAAGUUCAUCUCUGGCGCCGUAUGCGUGUGGUCCAUCCUGGUUCUCCUUACCUGCGUUUGUUACAACUUUGCUGGAAUCAUGGCUCUCAGGUUCUUCCUGGGUCUUCUUGAAAGCAUAACUGGACCAGUCUUUGUGAUCCUAACCAGUAACUGGUGGACAAGAUCAGAGCAAGCUUUUCGCACCGCGUUUUGGCUGGGCGGCACUCCGAUCGGUAACUUUAUAGGUGGACUCCUCACAUAUGCCCUGGGAUCGAUACACGGCGCUGUCGCAACUUGGAAGAUUUUUUUCCUCUUCUUCGGAUCAUUUAGUUUCGCCUUUUCCCUGAUUCUUAUGUAUCUUUUACCUGAUAACCAGACGAACGCCCGGUGGUUAAACGAGCGAGAGAAGAAAAUUGCCAUUGAUCGGGUGCGAGUCAAUCAGACGGUCACGGCCGAUGACAAGUUCAAAUGGCACCAAUUUUGGGAAGCUCUGAGAGACCCGCAGACUCUUUUCUUUUUCAUGACAGCAGCCGGCAAUACCAUGCCGGCAUCCUUCGCAAACCAGUUUUCCAGCCAAAUCGUCAAGGGAUUCGGCUUUUCAGCAACGCAAGCCACCAUCAUAUCCACGUGUCCUGCUGCAAUGAUCCAACUUUCCUCCUUCCUCAUAUUCUCCUGGAUCGCAUCCAAAUUCAACAACAUCCGCCUGUGGCUGUCCAUGCUUGUGUCCAUGCCACCUUUUGUUGGCGCUUGGCUGCUUCAUGCGCUUCCAGCGUCCAAUCAAGCAGGGAGGCUGGCAGGAUACUACCUCACUUACACUCAUACCAUGUCAUUCACACUCAACACUGGCCUCAUGGCGGCCAACUAUGCCGGUAAUACGAAGAAGUCAACUGCGAAUGGUGUCAUUUUCGCAGGGUGGGCGGCCGGUCUUAUUGCUGGCCCGCAAUUCUUUCUUCAGCGGGAAGCUCCUGUGUAUACAUUGGCAUUCAAGAUGCUCAUGGGUUGCUACGCCCUCAUGAUUGUUCUACCUUUCGUCCAAAUUGCGUGGUAUACUUAUGAAAACCGCCGGCGGGAUAGAUUGGCGGGUACAAGGGAGCGAAAUCUGGAUGUUGACACCCUUGAGUUUACUGACAAGACGGACUUUGAGCAAUGGGAGACGUUUAGAUAUGCCAUGUAG